Cuscuta europaea is the source of this 2260-nucleotide messenger RNA. The record is from the annotation of a GenBank genome assembly. NCBI's taxonomy places the organism in Eukaryota, Viridiplantae, Streptophyta, Magnoliopsida, Solanales, Convolvulaceae.
CUAAACUGCUAAAACAUCUCACUUUGUCUAUGGGUAAACAUAAUCAUAGAUACUCUUGGCCCAUGAGAGUUAAAAAUGUGUACGGCAAGCUCUUGGCCCACGAGACUUAAAAAUGUCUACGACAAGCUCCUGGCCCGCAUGAGUUAAAACUAUGUACGGUCCCUUCAAAUUACCAAUUCAAAUGGUACAUAUGAACUACGUUUGACUUGAUCUCCUUCAUAGGAGUAUGUAGGCAGCUCAAAAGUUUCAUUUUUGCGUUCUGUUAUAACAAAACAAAACCCAAUCAAGUUUUUAGCCAAAAGGAUUACGAAAAACAAAGUCAUACAAAGAUGUGAGAGUUCUCAAGUAUGCGCCUCGCCUGAAAUUGAUUGAGUUGAGCUUCGAACAUCAUCUUCUAUCAGCGCCGCUCUAACCUUCAAAUCGUUGAAGUGGUCAUCCUUCAAACUGGCUAAGUGGCCAGCCUUCAUAAACGGCAAAAUGGCCGCCCUUCAUAAAUGGCAUCAGCAGAGCAUUGUAUUCACAAGCAAUCAAAUUAAAUUCUUUAGAUCGGUGCCACUACCCUAACGAAGGGCCCCGAGCGACACCGAUGACCGACAACCGGCCUAAUUCUUUAUAUCAGUGCCACUAGCCCAACGAAGGGCCCCAAGCGACACCGAUGACCGGCAAUCGACCUAAUUCUUUAGAUCGGUUCCACUAGCCCAACGAAAGGCCCCAAGCGACACCGAUGACCGGCAAUCGGACUAAUUGUUUAGAUCGGUGCCACUAACCCAACGAAGGUCCCCAAGCGACACCGACAACCGGCAAUAGACCUAUUUCUUUAGAUCGGUGCCACUAGCCCAACGAAGGGCCCCAAGCGACAUCAACGGUCGGAAAUUGGCCUAAUUCUUUAGAUCAGUAUCACUCGCCCAACAAAAGGCCCCAAGCGACACUGACGACCGGCAAUCAGCCUAAUUCUUUAGAUCGGUGCCACUAGCCCAACGAAGGACCCCAAGCAGCACCGACAACCGACAAUAGGACUAGUUCCUUUAUCUCCAAUUAAUGGCGCCAUUACUUGAAAUAGCAGAAAAUCUGAUCUCGGUAUCAUUUCAAAGCUGCUCAUCUUUGAAGAUAGCCCAUACAAAAAUUGAAAGGCUCAAUUUAUAAACAGGCCCAAAAGGCCCAAUGUUUAUUAAAAGAGCUGGCUCAAUCCCCCAGUCAUCUUCUUCGCACAAGAGGUCUCACGCUUCUAGCCGAUGAGAACUGCAGAAUCUCGUUGCAGACCUGCAAACCAUCCUUCGUCGAUCUCCAACUCGGCCUCUGACUGCGAACCUCCGGCGGCAACAGAAUCUCUUCUUAUCUUCUCUUUGGCGGCAACAGUAGCUCCCCGUCAUAUUCUCCGGCAUCAAUUUGAAUUCUGGCCGGCGACUUCUCGAUCUCAGCAACGCUCUCUCUCUGAAGAACGUCCAGAUGGUAAGAGAGACUGGCAGGACCAACCGCAAAUCACACCGCUCCACCUCCUUCACCCCCCUCGCCAGAAAUCAGCAGCAAAGCAUUAUCAAUUGUGAUUUCCUGAUUCUUCUUACAAUUAAUCAGAAACGGAUAUUGAUGGUCAUCCACCAACUGAGGUAAAUUUGGUGCGGCUGACGUUUGCUUCCAACGAAUUUCCCUGCAAAACACCAUAAAGAGGAAGAAUAUACAGAGUAAAUAUCAACGAAACUUACCUUAUGCAAUUUCCUGCUCUAUGAAACUGCUAAAUCUUGGAAUAUAAUUUGCCGAUGCCUGAUGAAUCGUCCUGCAAAAAUAAGCUGAUAUGGUCCCCUAUUUAUAAUUGUUGUGUAUCCGGAUCCCAUGUUAGCAGGAAGAGUUCUACUAGGAGUAUAUUUGUACUUAAGGCAGUGUCAAGAGUUCAAGUGGGACUCUAGUUUGACGCACCGUCACUUGUUUGAGCUGGGUAUUUAAAUUAGAGAAGGGCUUAGAAUUAGAAAAGGCAGCUCAAGCUUUGAACCUACGGAUGAUUUUUUCCUCAAAUAUUUAUUUGAAGAAGUAUUGAACGGCUAUGAAGUGCAUGACACGUGUUUUUAAUUGUAUGGAGCGUGACUCACCUUAGAAACCUUUUAUUUGGGAUGCUUUUGUUUCAUGAGUUUUAGACCGACUUGGUGAAGAAAAUACAUUAUAAAAAACACGAGUGGUAUGGUUCCACUUAUUUCGAGACUUACAUUUUUCCGUUCAAAAUGUCUAAGCCAGUCUCGAGGGUACAUUUGUGGACAUAUAAAAAUUAUUG